Molecule: messenger RNA, 3636 nt
Organism: Rhopilema esculentum
Lineage: Eukaryota; Metazoa; Cnidaria; Scyphozoa; Rhizostomeae; Rhizostomatidae
Product: E3 ubiquitin-protein ligase DTX1
Biological process (GO): protein ubiquitination; Notch signaling pathway
Molecular function (GO): zinc ion binding
Source: RefSeq, a predicted model, not a curated record
UCGGUUUCUGUUGGAUAGAAGCGACAGGAUCGACAGGAUGCAUGAAUGUGAGGGAAAUUCGUAAACCAUGGCGUCAAAAAAGUGUGUUGUCGUGUGGGAAUGGGAAACAAACGAUCCUGGGAUCUUCGUGCCGUACCACGAGAAGGCAAGCAACUUAAUCGAGCAAGAAAAAUGUUUGGGUAGUAGCCUUGUUUCCCUUUCAAAACUGGGAAAUCCGUUUUCUGCCUGGACAAUUGAUUUAACAUCUAUGACUCAAAAAUCUAGUUAUUUUGGCAGAUUGAGAAAAGUUAAAAGAAGCUUGUAUCCUGAUGAUUGUCUCAUUGCAUUUGGUAUUGUUUGGGAGUUCCAUAGUGACCUUGGCUGGCAACAAUUUGGUGUGCUGACAUCAUCUUGCAUUGAGGAUGGUUAUAACACUGGCACAAAUGAUAUAGAUCUAAAAAGAUUUGGCCAUUUGAACAUAAGUAUUUCAUUAACAUCAAUGGUUGCAGUAAACAAGAAGUUCCAAAGAGCUAGUAAGUUACGACGAAGGCAAGUUAAAGUUCCAUAUAUUGGUGGCUCUGUUGGUCCAGUGCUGAAAUUUGGACACAGGGAAAUUGUCUCUUUAAAAAAAUCCAAAUUAAAUGAAGCUGCUGGCAAUACAGAGAAUGCAGUUAAUGGAAACAUCAUUGCAGGGGCAAGGAUUGUCAAGCCACUAUCAUCUACUUUUGGAUAUCAGCCAGAUGUAAGGCGACAUCUCAAUUCUGAUGAUGUUCCCUUUGCAAAGAACAUUGCUUGGGAAUGGAAGGACGAUGCAGGUUGGCAACAUUUUGAUGAGGAGACUGUUUGCGAGCUAGAAAAAUGUUAUAAAAAUGGAGAUGCAACACUCAACUUAUUGUAUACUUCACUUGCUAUCCCCAAUACCGUCUACUUCGCAUCAAUGACACAAAGAAACCAAAUUUAUGGAACUGUUAGAGACAUCAGACGAAGAUUAAUGAUAAAACCUUGUGCAAUUGUUAAGGAAGAUUUUAGUGAAAGUAAAGGCUUUCACUCUGGAAGAGAGAAUCUGACCACACAAGCAAGGGUUGCGGCACCUUUGAAAGAAGCAGUACGACAUGUAUUCGCAUCAAAGUUUGAUAAUGAAGCUGAUAGGGAUGACUCAAUGGAACAGGAAGAUGAUUUACUAUUUGAAUCAAACUCAAGUGAAGAGUAUGCAAAUCAGCAAGCAAAAAACAAAGAUCCACCAAGAAGUCAAACUAAAGAAACAAAAACCUACAUAUUAAAAAAAAUUCCUGUUACUCAUCCAGUACUGCGAAAGUAUUGUGAGCCAUGUGAUUCUGUCGACGAAGAUGAGCAAUGCUGUAUUUGUCUCGAUGAGCUUAGGAUCACUUCAAGUUCUUUUGGGGCAGCUAGCAGUAACUCUGUCAUAAAGCUACAGGGCUGUGGACACAAAUUUCAUGAGUACUGUUUGGUGCAAUGCUAUGACAAUGGCCCCAAGGCUGACAGCAUCCAGUGUCCCGUAUGCAAAAUCAUAUAUGGUGUGAAGCAAGGAAAUCAACCACCUGGCCAGAUGACCGUGGCCCGUAUACCAGGAUCAGUACCAGGAUACAACGGCUACGGAUGCAUUCAGAUAACCUAUAAUAUUCAGCCAGGAAUUCAAGGUCCAGCGCAUCCAAAUCCUGGGAGACCAUACCAUCUCAAUGGUUUUCCCCGAGUUGCCUAUUUGCCAGAUAAUGACAAAGGAAGGAAGGUUUUACAGCUGCUGCAAACUGCAUGGAAUAGAAAACUCAUUUUCACAAUUGGAACAUCUGUUACAAAUGGAACCAAAGAUGCUGUAGUUUGGAAUGAAAUACACCACAAGACAGAAGCAUUUUCAAAUAGCUCUGGGCACGGAUAUCCAGACCCUAACUAUUUAGACAAUGUAUUAGAAGAGCUGAAAUUACAAGGAGUUUUCUAAAGUUUAACUUGUUUGACAAGAAUUUUAAUUGGACAGGAGUUUUAAUUAAGAUGGUUGUUGCAAAAUCAGACCUUGGCACAAAGAGACUGCUUGCUUGUGCCUUAACCAAAUGCUCCUAUGAAGAUAGAUCAAUAGAAAUCAGGAGCAGUGGGAGCUCAUGCCCCUAACCAUUCCACUCUUUAAUCAGUAUGAAACUUUUAGGGAUACUUUCUGCCAAGUGUCAAAAUAUAUCUAGACUGAAAAUUUUGUUUGGCAGUUGAGAAUUUAUCAUAGUUAUCAUAGUUAGUUUUUUGAAUAGAAGGUUUUCCAUUGUCAAAGGGAAUGCUACAAUCACCUCAAGACAGUUAGAUAAACUAUGGUAAAAGGAGUUUGAUUUUAUGUCAUCACAUUCCUCACUAAGGGCUAAUGCACAUGAGUAUAAUCUUUACAUUUUUCUUGGGUUCAAACAAAUUAGCACCAUUUUUUCAUCAUGCAUGCAGACAAUUUUUUUUGAAAAUUUUCCUGAUAAUUCUCUUAAAAAAGAAUGAAAAAGGCAGCCCAAUGAAACUGAGGAUCUCUGGUAGGUCCUUGGUUUUCUUUAGUCUUUUGUUUGAUUGAUUUGUAUUUUUAUUUGUUUCUUCCUAGCAUCCGAAGGUAGUUUUUAGGGCACUGAGAAGCUCAUGCCUAUCGAGUAGUGUCUUGGUCUUUCCUCUCUAUGUGACCACACCUCAUGAUUCCUAUGCCUGGAAUUACAGAGAGCUGGUGACUCUCUUCACUCUGGGUGAAAGUUUGGUCAUGCCGGAACUCGAACCAUGGACCCUUGGGUCUGUCAGCGCCUCUAACAACUGAGCCAUCCUCACACACAUCAUUUGAGUUGUUCUGGCAUCACAGAUGGACACACGCCUGUGCCUGGCACUUUGAUCAACCUACAUUUUUAUCUUAAGGAGACCCUGUUUGCAUGAUGCUGUAAGCCAAGUUAUUUUUUUUUUCUAAAAAAUCCACCAAAUACUAAUUAUUAUACUUAUUGACUCCUGUUGCGAGCAAAAGUAAGGAGGAAGCUGAGGAAUGUAGAAUUUACUGAACUAGAUUUUACUAGAUUACACUCAUUAUGUACAUACACCUGUAAUGAAACUCAAUUAUGACCUUAGAUGCUGUUUAUAAUUAUCUUUAGGUUGUCACACAUUUAGUUCUUUUAUGCAGAUAUUUUGUAGAAGUAAAGUAAGAUUGUACACUGCAAACUUGAUUUCUUUUGUGUUCAAACUUUGUACUUGCUUUGAAUGCAGAUUGACCAUUAAUUUUAAUAUUAAACUUUAUUUAAAUUUUUGAUCAGUUCUGAAAAGAAAUCAUCAUUGUAUCUUUGGUUUUGUUAUGAUAAAUGCAACUAGUAGAACUAGUAAAAUUUCAUCACAAGUAAUGCUGACGUAUUUUUUUGGGUUUAUGCUGUACAGUCAAGGAAAAUAUUAGCAACUACACUGCAUCAUUAAAUUCUUACCAAAAACAAAAUAUAUGUAGAGAAAAUUGUUUCUUUAUUACUAAUGCAACAGGUAACAUUAGAUAGAUAUAUAGAAUAGAUCUGAAAAAUUGAAAAAUUUCCCAAAAAGAAUCCAAAGUCCUUUUUGUAUUCUGACUUGCAGUUUAUAUUUUUUAUCUUCAAGGAUGAAGUAUACUGAAGUAAAAUGUAUUCAUUUUAAUGAAUUGAUUUCGUUGGUAAAUGAAUUAAUCAA